GUUGCUGGAAUAACUUUUGCUAUGUCUCAUCGUCCUUGCUUCCGCUCCCCCAACAUCCUUGUGAUUGUCCGCCCGAGGGCGUUCACUAGCAAAGAUGAUUUCAAAUGGCCUGUUUAUUGUGUUCUCCGCGGUUCUGCUGUAUGGCUUGCAAAAGUACAUGGAGUUGAGGAGGGGAGUGAAGAGCAUCGGUGACCACCCAGGGUAUCGUACGUUCUUCAGCGGUUCAUCGACAGCGGGAAAUUUCCUUCCAUCCAUCUCUGGUAUCUCGCCUGGGCGGAACCAUCUUAUGAAGCGGAAAUACGAGGAUCAUAGGAGGUUCGGCUGGGAUGCGUAUUCAGCUGUUUCCGUAUGGCCGCGACUUCGCGUGGGCUACCGCCUCGCAGGCGCAGCCACUAUCAAAGAAGUCGUCUCCUCCCGCGCGCGUUUCCCAAAGCCCGUCAAACAGUACGGCGUGCUCACAUUCUUCGGCAAGAAUAUUGUCGCAUCCGAAGGCGACGAGUGGAAGCGCUACCGCAAGAUCACGGCGCCGUCCUUCUCCGAGAGAAACAACAAACUCGUGUGGGACGAAACAUGCCGCAUCAUGAUGGACAUGUUCGAGAAUGUCUGGCGGUGGAAGGACGAGAUCGCCGUCGACCACUGCGUCGACAUCACCCUGCCUAUCGCCCUAUUCGUCAUCGGUGUCGCGGGCUUUGGCCGGCGGAUCUCGUGGAACGACGACCUCAAGCUCCCGCCGGGGCAUCGCAUGACGUUCAAGGACGCGCUGCACAUCGUCUCGUCGGACGUAUUCAUCAAGCUCGUCGUGCCAAAGUGGGCAAUGGGCUGGACGCAGCGGUUCAGGAACGUGCAGAUCGCGUUUGAGGAGCUCCGCUUAUAUAUGCUCGAGAUGAUUCGCUCGCGGCGGAACAGCGAGAAGAAGGAGGAGCGGUAUGAUCUGUUCAGCAGCCUGCUGGACGCGAGCGAGGAUACCUCCGAUGGCGAGGCGAAGCUCGCAGACGAGGAGCUGCUCGGUAACAUAUUCAUCUUCCUGGUGGCAGGUCACGAGACUACGGCGCAUACGUUGUGCUACACGUUUGGUCUGCUCGCGCUGUACCAGGACCAGCAGGAGAUACUGUACCAGCACAUCAAGAGCAUCAUUCCCGAUGGUCGAAUGCCGACGUACGAGGAGAUGAACCUGUUCACCCACUCGAUGGCCGUAUUCUACGAGACCCUGCGCCUCUACCCGCCCGUGACCGGUAUCCCGAAACAGUGCGCGGAGGACACCACGCUGACGGUGUCCAACCUCGCCGGCGAGAAGAAGGUCAUCCCUGUCCCACAGGGCACGGACAUCGUCAUCGACACGCCCGCGCUCCACUAUAACCCGAGGUACUGGGACGAGCCGAACGAGUUCAAGCCCGCGCGGUUCCUCGACAAGGACUGGCCGCGCGACGCGUUCUUGCCUUUCAGCGCAGGCGCCCGCGCAUGCAUCGGCCGGCGCUUCUUCGAGACGGAGGGCAUCGCGAUCCUCACGAUGCUCAUCUCCAAGUACAAGAUCGAAGUUAAGGAGGAGCCGCAGUUCGCCGCCGAGUCGUUCGAGCAGCGCCGCGAGCGCUUGUUGGCGAAUAGGCCUGGGCUGACGUUGACGCCUAUUCGGGUUCCGUUGGUCUUCAAGAAGCGGGUGUGAAGACCAGAUAUGUAUGCGUAGUCCUAGUUUGUAUCAGUAGGGAGGUAUAUUGUUAUGACACAGCCUUAGCUCGAGGACAUUUUGCUUGUAUGGAUAUUGCAGGAC
Messenger RNA from Gloeophyllum trabeum ATCC 11539, 1765 nucleotides. Its product is annotated as cytochrome P450. Bases 95 to 1660 code for a protein of 521 amino acids. The record is from RefSeq and is a predicted model, not a curated record. NCBI's taxonomy places the organism in Eukaryota, Fungi, Basidiomycota, Agaricomycetes, Gloeophyllales, Gloeophyllaceae. Gene Ontology annotation, molecular function: heme binding; monooxygenase activity; iron ion binding. The transcript is spliced from 14 exons.